AUGGAGAUUCUAGUCCGAUUUUCCCACAGUUUAAACAAGGAUUUCAUCACGUACAAGAUCAAGAAGGGAGUUACUUCCGUUUAUACUUUGUGUCCUUAUGUAACAUUUUUGUCGCAAGGGCACAACAUAAUAACUCCACUCGGUGAACACCGAGUGGAUGCAGAGCCAAGAGGUGAUUCUGUAGAUGAAACACUCCAUUUCUGCUACUCGUACAUACUUAGCUUCUCCAGCUCAAUCCAGCGGAAUAUCCACAUCCCCAUCGGCGAUCUCCUGCUGCAAAUCCUUGGGGUCCUUUCCGUCGACAGUGCACCCGACGGACACGCACGUGCCGAGGAUCUCCUUGACGGUGCCGGACAGAUCCUUGGCCAUCGAUCGCGGCCUCAUGACCUUGGCGAUCUCGAUUACAGCGGCUGCGGAGGGGACGACGGUGACCUUGGCCUGACGGUUCUGAACAGUGAGCUUGACGGUGACGCGGAGGCCUUUCCAAUCCUUGGCCGUCUCCUUGGCGAUGUCCUCACCGAUCUUCUUCGGGGAGAGACCGAGAGGACCGAUCUUGGGGGCGAGAGAGCUGGCAGCGCCGACCUCUCCUCCGGUGACCCUGACGAAAACGUCGACGACCUGAGAGGGAUCGAACUUCGGCGGCAUGCCGACUGCUGGAGCAGCAUGCGUACGCUGGAGGAACUAAGUCUCUACACUGGCUCGCUGGGCGACGGUCAAGACAGCACGCGUUUAGCGCAUGCACACCGUCGUUCGCUCGGCUGA
Striga asiatica is the source of this 762-nucleotide messenger RNA. NCBI's taxonomy places the organism in Eukaryota, Viridiplantae, Streptophyta, Magnoliopsida, Lamiales, Orobanchaceae. The record is from the annotation of a GenBank genome assembly.